This is a messenger RNA of Leptopilina heterotoma, 1903 nucleotides long. RefSeq names its product probable serine/threonine-protein kinase clkA. The record is from RefSeq and is a predicted model, not a curated record. Bases 34 to 1806 code for a protein of 590 amino acids. Lineage: Eukaryota; Metazoa; Arthropoda; Insecta; Hymenoptera; Figitidae. The transcript has 9 exons.
GUUACUUUAGAGGACAGAAAUAAAUUGGACAAGAUGACUGUAACAACAUCAGGAGAAAUUGUGGAACCUUCAAAUAAAAUAUUUUCACAGAAAGUUAUGGAAGAUAAGAAACUUCAUAACAAGAAUAAGUUAUUGACGAAUGAAAUAAUUAAAUCUAAUAAAAGGCAUUUGGAUUCUCAAAUCGUGGCUCAAAAGCCAAUAAUUUCAGUUGCCAGCGGAUGGAACAAUUUACAAAAUCUUGAGAAAGGUGCUGAAGAAUCCAACCAAAUGUAUGUAGAUUCAGAUUGCAAUGUUGAGAAACCAAUGUCAUAUUCUGCUAAUGAAUUUAAAAGAGCAAAAAAUGUAGAGCUAGAUACGCAAGAAGCAGACAAAAGAUAUGUUGAUUUGGAUUACAUUUCUCAGAGACCAAUGUCACAUUCUGUUAAUGAAUUUAAAAAAUCGCAAAAUGUGGAGCUAGAUACUCAGGAAUUUUUAAGAAAUUCUCAACAUUCAGACAAUAAUGGUGCCAUAACAGCUAACAAUAAUCAUUUUUCGUCAUACAUCUCAAAGCAAAAUUCUCCACGAGCAUUGAGUAAUUUUAUAAAUUCACAAAAUAAUAACUCAUCACAGUUUAACAGAAAUGUUGAGGAUAAUCGUGCAGCAAAAAAUGUGCAUUUACAAUUUGGAAAUAAAAACACCUGCCUCAAUAGUGCAGAAAAGUAUUCUUUCGAUGCUGAUGUUUAUCAAGAACGAGACGAAGAAACUUAUAUGAGAAGAAAUGACAAUAAUUGGAGACAAUCCAACAAUUAUCAAGGGGCUUUCAACAGUGGAAAUUCGCAAACUAGUAGCACCUUGUUGAGUUAUCGUCAAUCUUCUAAUAUUACUAACCAUCAAGGACUACUUAAUAAAGAAACAAAUGGAAAAUCCUUCGAAGUAUAUGAUAUGCAAGGGAAUGGCGAUCCGAGAACGGACAGUAUGAACUUUCGCGAUACUUAUCCGCCAUUAUCGACAAAAAAUUAUAACUCUACCUCAACAUACGAUAAUGAGAUGGAAACUCAAGUUUCUGCUGAUGAAGAUUCAUCUGAUUCCUCUUCAGAUGAUGAAAACGAGUGUUCAGAAGAAAUCGUCAAAAAAAUGGCUGUUUUAUUUCCAAUGAAAAUCACAAAAAAACAUGUUGAGAUUUCCAAGCUGUUCAUGGGUGCAAUAGAGUAUGCUUUUGAGCUAAGAACCAAAUCAAAGUGCAAUUUAAAAAAUAACUUUCAGAUCCCAAUUGAGUAUUUUCAACCUGGAGAUGACAGGGAGGAAGUAUCGCCUUCUUGUGGUUUUUAUUUAAGAAAAGAAGUUUUUAAUUAUAUAAAACUAAGUGCUCUAGAAUCCAACAAAUACAAUUCGAAAAUCAUUGUCAAAAAAACAUUAAUCGAAGUUUAUGGAGACAGUUUAAAAAACUACUCUGCGACUGGUGUACGUAGCAGUAGACCAGGGAUAGAUUGGAGAAUAUUUAAAAGUUUAUAUGAAUUGAUAAACAAAAUCGGCGAUGUACCAGUAUCAAUGAAAGCAUUAAAAGCUUUGAUAAAUAAAAACAUAUCUAAUAAAAGGAAACAUAAAGUCGGAAUAAAAAAAAACUCACUGCCAAUUAGAAAAAAACAAUUUAACAAGAAAAGCAACAAUUUCCAAGAUGCCGAUAAAAAUAAAAAGGAUGAACAAUUCCUAUCGAAUCAACAAUUUAUUCCUAACGGACUACCAGCUGCUGGUCCGCUUUCAGAAUCAUUUAUAUCUCAUGACGACGAUUUAACUGCGAAAUCUCCUAAACGUUACAUGCAAUUAUAGUUUAAUAAUAUUACUCAAGCAAAAAUUUUUGGCAAAUGCCAGCAUUUACAACAAGCGCAGCAUUGCACCAGUACUGGCUGGCUGACAGUUGACUCAC